Molecule: messenger RNA, 969 nt
Organism: Lactuca saligna
Lineage: Eukaryota; Viridiplantae; Streptophyta; Magnoliopsida; Asterales; Asteraceae
Source: the annotation of a GenBank genome assembly
AUGAAGACAGAGAGCGAGUCUUCGGAAAAAGGGGUGAAAGCAGAACAAAAGAAUGAAGAGCUAAUAGUUACAUCUAGAACUGUCGAAGAGGUGUCUCCUGUUUUAACUUCAGUGGCUGAUACACUGGUUAUCGAUGCCUCUUCAUCAAAAGAAACGAUUCCUUCGAAGACGGGGGUUUUUCGAAGAAUAAAAAUCAACAGAAAAUCUCAGUUGAAAACCCAACGUAUAGAAGAAGUGGAUCAAGUUCCUGAAACUCCUGAAGAUGAAAUUCCUAAAGAAUUUGAGAUUCUUCAGUCUACUGAAAUUUCGAAGCUUGAUGAUAUAAAGCUCAUUGAACCAACAUCUUUACCUCAGUUCAAGAUAUUGAAUUCAAAAUUAAAUUCUAUCUUGCAAUCUCAAGCGGAUGUGGGAAGUGCUGGAAUCACUAUCAUGGAAGUUGAUUCCAUAAUAAAGGAAUUGGAAAGCAGGAUGAUUUUGAAGGCAUCAGGGUUAAUACGUGAUUCUGAAAGCCACAUUCUUGAGAAAACUGAUCAGAAUGAUAGUUCUACAGAGAAUAGAAUCAAUUCUCUGAGAUAUGAUUUUCUGAAGGAAGUGAAGGAUUUGAAGACUGUUACGAAGGAGCGUCAUGUGCUCUUUGUACAGGAAGUUAAGAAGGUUCGAGAAGACGUUAAUAUGCAAAUUCAUGAACUUCGUGAAACGAUGACGAAGGAGGUUCAGCAUAUUCAACAAGGGUAUGAAUCAGCACAUCAGAAGAUCGACAUUAUUUGUGAUGCGGUUGUUCAGUGUGUUAAGAUGUUCGAACAAGUCAAUCCUCAGAUGAUCUCUCUUUCAGCCAAAGAAGAACAACAUUUUGCAGAGUUGGUGAAACUGAUGAAAGAACUCCAAGAAAUAUCUUCGAAAGUUUCUUCACCAAUUAUUUCUCAAGAAUUUCUUUGUCAGAAUUUCAUUCAUUUCGAAGCCAUUCUAUAA